Molecule: messenger RNA, 5124 nt
Organism: Schistosoma turkestanicum
Lineage: Eukaryota; Metazoa; Platyhelminthes; Trematoda; Strigeidida; Schistosomatidae
Source: the annotation of a GenBank genome assembly
GGGGUUUCGAAGUCCCCAAGGUCAUAGCGUUGAUUUGUAUUCGUUUAUUUGCUUACUUUUCUAAAAUGAACUUGGCAUGAACAAGUUUUUACCAACAUCGCAGAUUGAUUUGCUGCUAAUGGAUAAACCAACGGUUGACCCUAUCUUGUUAGGACUAGAUGAACAUAAUGAUAAUGAUAUCCAGGAUUUCAAAGAGUUUUUCUCCGAUCCGUGUUUAGAUUUACACAGGGAAGAUAAUCGUGCUACUGAUUCCUGCAAUAAUCAGUGUGAAGUAGAUGGGGUUUCAUGCGUUGAUUCGGAAUGCCAUCAAUCCUGGGAGGCCAAAGUUUGCUCAUCUGAAGCAAAUGUGACAUCUGGAUUACUGAAUUAUCCAUCUAGCGUAGUUGUAGAUGGUCCCAUGCAUUCUCAAAGUACACUUGGAGAAGUGUAUGCUGAAAGUAAUGUUUGUGACAAUAUGAAAUGCGGUGAAGCAGCUUCUCACCAACCGUGCCAUGAGGUCGCAAAAGAUGCUGACAAACACAAUACUCCUCCUGAGUACUCUAAAAGUUCGACCUCUCCCUUUGUAAAGCGACAGUUGGCAACCCAGGAAGUACCUGAACAUCCAUGUACAAGUACAGCUAUCCAUUGCCGUUUUACAGAUACAGUGCCUGUCAACUCGUUCGGUCUAUUCCAGUCUUCAAAUAAAGCACAUGAUAUUUCAAACCGCUCUAAUUACUCCUAUAUCAAAACUGGUCAGUUCACUCCACAUACAGAGCGCUCUAUCAUGUUCGCAACUUCUACGGUCAUACCUUCUACAGAUCCUUUUAAUCACCAUGACGCAUCUGAACUCGAUUCCCAACCCUUGAAAGAAACUGAAAAUAUAUCUCCUAAUUCCAGUCCUAACUGUCGUCGACCUGGCUCUGUAAAAGGGUCAGGCCUUACUUCUCCUUCUGCUGCUCACCUUUGCAGUCUAUGUGGGAAGCAAUAUCGUCAUGUUGCUUCCUUGAGGAAUCACGUACGUAAACAUACGACAGGAGCACUUACUUCAAAGCGGUAUAAAUGCAACCACUGUGUAUAUUCAAGCCAGUACCAUCGUAACGUUAUCAAACAUAUGGAAGCAACUCAUCGCGAUCAUGAAACAUUCUCAACGAACAACAUAUCUCUUUUUACUGAAGUUGGUGCCACUCAGUGUAACUCGCUUGCUUCCGAAGAGUUAAAGUCGGAUUUUAUUGACUCUCGCGUCUGGAUUUCAGGCACCAAAGUUGAACCAAAUGCCUACUGUACCAUUUCUAGUACAUCUGAUUCAAAAGACUUUUCAAAUGUUGAACAAUCUACUAGUUUUUCGACUUCAAACCUUGAACCCCAUGUCAUUGUUUCACGUCAGUCAUCAUCAAAUUAUGACUCCAGAGUAGCGAACAAGCAUUAUGAAAGCGAUCAUGUUGGUAAUUUAGGGCCGAGUAUGAUCCUUAAUGAUGUUUCUAAAUCCGAUCGAUGUAACAUUUCAGGUUGUGAUCAAACAUUUCAGCCAGUUAAAUAUCUAUCAAAUCACGUAAAGGAUUCACAUCGGGAUCUAAAGAGAUUUAAAUGCCCACUUGAAGGAUGCUCAUUUUGUGGACAACGUCGUAUGCAUCUAAAACGCCAUAUCAGCGAAUUCCACGGUGAUAAAAAGCUCUCACUCUACAGAAUGUUAGAUCAAAAUCGAUUUAAUCACGAACCUUAUGAUUCUUCUGUCCAACCUGCAAUGAUGUAUGAUAGGCAAGAAAAUCUCCCACUCAAUGUCACAAAAUUACCAGAUUAUCAAUCAUUAAAACGGCAAUGUUACAAUCCUCAAAUGAAUACUCAUGUCCCGUUGGAUACUUCUUAUACAAGUGACUACUACCGUGAUCCUAGCUGCAGUGGACAUGAUGUAUAUUCUUUUCCAAUGUCAGGUUUAUCACAUCCAUCCGGAGAUUGUUGUUUCUCAGAAAAUACUGCUGGUAGUGGCGGUGUGUUACACAAUCAUCAAGCCACUAAAAGCUUUGAGCAGAAACCGCAUUCAUUUGUCAAUAAUACAUCAAGUCAAAUCAACAGACUAUUUGAAAGUACAUCUAGUAGUAGUAGUAGUAGUAAUAAUAAUAAUAUGCCGUUUUUCCAAAAUGAACAAUGUUUAUCCAUGAAUAAAACUCAUUCAAUGAAUCCUUCUGAUGAUUUUCAUGUACAGUCCCCAUAUCCUCCUUCCAUGUCGAAUCAAUCAAUUCAUUAUCAUCAACGUAAUCAAGAUACAUUGAACAAUAAUCCUCAUUUAUCAUGUGAAGUUAUGACUAGUGAAUCUUUGCAUCAUGAGCAACAAAAUUUCUUUCCACAAAAUUCAGUCUAUUCCAAUGUGAAAUCUUGUCUGUCUUUCAAUCCUGCUGACCCAUCUACGAAUCGUACAACUGAAUCUGAUGUAGUUGAACAGCUUUUAGAUUCGACAAAUGCUUCAAAUACAGUGUUGGAUCAGAUUCUAUGUGAAUCACUCGAGCCCAAUAAAGACGAUGAAGUUAAAGUUGAAACAUCUACAUUCUCUACUGCAACUGUGAACACAUCCCAGAUGUCUCCUUUGAAUUCCAAAGUUAUAUCUAAUCAUGUAAAAAGUUAUAUAUCUGAUACGAAUGUAUCAACUAAUGCCGUGCAUACUAGUACUAUGCUUUCAGAGACUGAUGCGUUUUUAUCCGAUUUACAAGAAAUCCUUGAACGGGACAUGCCCAUGUUGACGUCUUCUACACCUAAAGGUAUUGACUCUUCAGAGGUUGUAUUAGUCACAGUCAAGGAAACAGUCAUUGAAUCGAAAUCUCCAGCCGGAAUAAUUGGAUGUAAGGUAACAAGCGCAUCGUCACUACCAAGCACUGAUUCUGGACAUGAAUGUUGGAGCAGCAGCAGCAGUUGUAGUGCUGGUCCUAAUAAUGCUUCCGCAUGGGGUCAGCAAGAAGCUGUAACUCCUUUGAAAGUUUCUUCUCCGUUUUCAUCUUCAUACCCAUCAAAUCAACCUUCGGGUACAAGUCACUCAACUCCCAGUAUUUUUGAUAAUCAGUUUACAGAGCAAGUUAUCAAUGAACAAUUUUCUGGUCAAGAUCCUUAUGACCAAGUAUCUGGUAAAUGUUCUAGCACUCUCCAUUGUGCAUCUAUAACCGUUGAUGGUAUACCGGUCACUCCGCAAUUGUCAUCGGUCACCGGAUCAUAUCAGGUGUUACCUUCAAAGUCAAAUAAGAAUGCUCGUUUAGGCAAUACCAGUCAACUUUUUCAUAGUCAUCCUUCCUAUCCCCAACGUACUAACUAUGUGCAAAAUUCACAAUCUCCUAUUCAUAAUUCUGAAAUUUCUCAUUUACAAUAUUCUCAAGAUUAUUGUGCCUCUAAUCAAAUCUCUUCAAUGUACACAUCUUCCGAUAAUGAUAAUCAAUCAGUAAAUCAACAAAAUUCUAUUCCAUUUUAUUCAAAUCAUAAUUCUCAUUUGUCAUCAAAUGAUUUCACGCCUAAUCAUGUCAUGUUUAAUAAUUGUCAACAAAAUGAAGCUCAACAAAUGUGUCAACAGUAUUCAUUCAAUCCAUCAUCAUCAUCCUCAUCAUCAUCGUUACAUUCAGAGCCAACUUAUCAUUCGUCUUAUAUUCAACCAAAAUAUCAAAAUUAUAAAUCUAAUGAAAUGGAUACACGAUUAACAUCAUUCAGGAAUUGUCCACCACAAUUUCAAGAGCAAAUUUAUUGGCAGCCAAAUAUGAAAUAUCGUACAAGUUCUUACGAACAAGUGCCUAACAAUCCUCCUAUAUGCCGUAAUAUGGUUUCUAAUAAUAUACGUGCAUCAUAUCCUUUUGAUAAUCCAAUGCCUUAUUCUCAAAACAAUUCAACAUCAACACGAAUUGUUGAUUCUACAAUUGGUGAUAAUGAACUGAAUAAAUCUACACAUAUUCUUCGACAUUCAUCAGAUCAACCGCCUAUUCGAAAUUCCGUUUGUCCUACUCCAAAAUAUUCUAACUUUCCUGACAUUGACAAUCUUAACUGUGAUCGAACUUUUCAAACAACUCAACAGGCAGUUAAUAAACGUUGGCCAACUCAUGAUCAACAACGUUUAUUAUUUAAUCCUUACAGUUCAUAUCCUUCAUUAAGUUAUACUCCUAGUCCACAGAUGACAUCUCCAAUGUAUCAUUCAGUUGGCCAAUCAUCCAUCAUACAUUCCAUUUCACGUGUUAAAUCGGAAAAUUCCAAUCCAAAUCGUAUACCAAAUCAUACAUCGUAUUUUUCAAAUCGACCUCCUUCUUCAGAUUCACAAUAUUAUUCAAAUUCUGUUUGUUAUCCACAAUCACGUCCAAGUCAAUUUUGUUCACCUCAUUCCCAGUAUUAUACACCACCACAACCACCAUCAUCUCAAUCUCAAUCUGUUUAUCGUGAUAUGUCACAAAAUGAAAAUUACAUUGUUAGUAGUAGUAGUAGUAGUAGUAGUAGUAGUAGUGAUGGGCGUUAUUUCAAUUCACAUUUCAAUGUUAGACAUUCAAACAUGGAACUAGUUGGAAAUUGGUCUGUAGACAAAAAUUCAUCUUAUAAUACUCCUACUAAUACUAAUACUUCUAUUAUAGGAAAUCAUCAACAACAACAACAAGGCAAUAUAAUAAUUUCCCAAGGGAUUAAUAAUACUAAUUUAAUUGGAUAUUCCAUUGAAUCUAAUAAUAAUCCACUUAAUAAUAAUAAUGAUCAACAACAUUGUGAUAAUCAUCAACAAUUUGUACACAAUUCAAAAAAUUCACGUUACAUUUUGUCCAAUUCAAUAGAUCAUAUGAAUUCAUUGGUGAUGGAUAAGCAAUAAAUAAAUAGUGUGGAUCGCCAUGCAAAUAGUGCAUUACGGAAAAUGUACAAAAAUACCAUGCAUGAUUAAACAAGAAUUUUUCUAUUCAACAACUGUGUUAUUAACUUGUCAGGCUAAAAGAAUCAAUGUGCUUUAUAUUCUUAGACGGAAAUCCGCCGCCCGCCCCCCCCCCGCCAGUUCAACUUUACACCCAUAUCGUAACUAGAGAAAAAUAAUUGAUUGACUGAUUGACUGAUUAUUCCUAAUUUUGAAAUUUGACAAUAGAUACUUUUUUUUCAAUUCAGCUCAUACCAAUAAUACAUUUCUCUUCACCAAGUGUCUCAUAUAUAUAUAUA